GCGCGGGGAGGGGUGGGGGAGGAGGGAAAGCGGCGAGUAAGAUGGAAGAUGAGGAGGUCGCUGAGAGCUGGGAGGAGGCGGCAGACAGCGGGGAAAUAGACAGACGGUUGGAAAAAAAACUGAAGAUCACACAAAAGGAGAGCAGGAAAUCCAAAUCUCCUCCCAAAGUGCCCAUUGUGAUUCAGGACGAUAGUCUUCCCGCGGGGCCCCCUCCACAGAUCCGCAUCCUCAAGAGGCCCACCAGCAACGGUGUGGUCAGCAGCCCCAACUCCUCCAGCAGGCCGGCCCUUCCUGUCAAGUCCCUCGCACAGCGGGAGGCAGAGUACGCCGAGGCCCGGAAGCGGAUCCUGGGCAGCGCCAGCCCCGAGGAGGAACAGGAGAAGCCCAUCCUCGACAGGCCAACCAGGAUCUCCCAACCCGAGGACAGCAGGCAGCCCAAUAAUGUGAUCAGACAGCCUUUAGGUCCAGAUGGGUCACAAGGCUUCAAACAACGCAGAUAAAUGCGUGCAGGAAAGGAUGCUGCCGCUGCCGCCGUCACCGCCGCCUCUUGGGUCGUCUGCCGCGGGUUGCACUGCCGUGGCAGACAGCUGGACUUGAGCAGAGGGAACGACCUGACUUACUUGCACUGUGAUCCCCUUUGCUCCGCCCACUGUGACCUUGAACCCCAUGCACUGUGACCUCCCUCCUUCCCCCCCCUUCCCACUGUGAUUGGCGUGUCUACAAGGGCUGUCCCAAGUCAAUGGAAAGGGAAAGGGUUGGGGUUAGGGGAGGGUUGGGGGGACCCAGGAAGGACUCAGAGUAGAGAGUCAGACAGUGCCACUUGGCCAUUUGGGGUAAAGCCAGUGCCAGCAAUAACAGUUUAUCAUGCUCAUUAAUUUGGGAUUUCAAAACACAGAUGAGAACUCCCAUCCACCCACCCCCAAGUGCAUGUCUUCACUUAAAAGCAAGUUCCAUUUGAAAAUAUCCUUUCAUUUUUUUUCUCCUUCCUAUUUUUUGUUUGUUUAUACAAAUAUCUGAUUUGCAAGAAAAAGUGCAUGGGAGGGGUUUAGCGGUUUAAUGAAUUUUUAAUUGAGAAAGGGUAGUUUGGUAGAGUCUACUUAAAAAUGUUUCUGGGAAAUUCACUAGAAACAUUAACCAAUAGGAUGUUGGUGAGCUUAGCUUCUGUAUUCCUACUGCCGCCCAGAAAAGGGGCAGGGCUCUGCAGCCCCCAGGACAGAUGAGCACCCCAUGCCUAUACCUCCCUCCCCCAGCUGAGUCCCAGGGGCUUCUUGGCCCUGCCUGGAGACUAGGCUAGCUGUACAGGCUCACAGAGCCUGGGGAGGGUGCUAACCCACCUCUAGUAUUCUGGGAGUCAGGGAAAGUGAACAGACUUCCCCUUCCCACACCCCUCAGGGCGGUUCCCUACCAGCCAGGCAAGCUCCUUCUGGAAGAGAUCAGGGAGUGAGACGCACUCCGAGCUCAGAAGUAAGGGGUGUGAGACUUGCUCAGUGAUGGGCUGUCGGCACAGGGAGAGCCGGGAGAGAGCAGCUCUAGCACUCCGAGCCUCCUGCCUGGCGUGCUCGGAAGACGAGGAGACCGUCCCACGCUCCGGGGUCUGUGAGCGCCUCCUGUGCGGACAGCACCAGCUCAGUGACCGUUCCUGGUACAUUUCUUUUGUGAAAUCACUACCUUGGGAGCAGACCAUUCUGAAUACGUUUGGAGAGAGGCAGGUUGUGCAUUGCAGAGAUUGGUGAUGAUAGACUGGUUCCCCAAAAACCCAGGCUACCCUUUACCCGUUUUUCUAAAUCGAGGGCUUGGAAUGAAGGCAGUUUCCCCCUCUGUCCCUGGAGCCUAGAGAUUUGCUCUCUCUCUUUAAGGUGGAAGAGGCUAAGAGGGCAGCUGCCCAGAGCAGCUGUGUGUGUGUGUGUGUGUGUACAAUCUGGGUCCUCUCAGGCUUUCUGGUCUCUUCUGUUGCACUGCGCCUUAUGCCUCAGCCAGCCACAUGGCCUCCCCACUCAGUGGAUGAGUUUCGGACUAGGUGGUAUGACGUUUUGUGAUUAGGGCAGCUUGUGGUGGCCAAGGUGGCAAGCAAGGUUUUGCAGGCUCACUCCACCUUUGGCUCCCCUGGCUCUCAGCCUUGCCUUGUGCAAAUGGAGGCCGGGCCCGGCAAGCCGCGUCCCCCGCAGCUCCCACUUAGGAGGAAGGGCCGGCUGCCAGCGGAAGCAGCAGCCAGCCCGUAGCACAGCCUUAUAACCAUGAGAAGCCAGGAAAUUGUCCUCAAGCAGAGCUGAGGACAUAGGCUGUUCCCUCCAGGAGUGGGCAAGGGAGAAAGUUGGCUGCUGUCUUUAUAGUUCCCCUGCCCUGACCAAGUUUUCUUAUGCUAGAUGUACAGUGUCCGUCCCUCAUGUAAUAGUGGUUUCUGGCCCAAGAUGAGACUGUCCUUUCAGUUGGAGACGGGCACAGAGAUAGGCCGGGGGCACGGCCUGUGGUGCCAGUGCUCGGCCAUUGGGACCGCCUGUUCUUGCCCAGCCCUCCCCUAGGGGGAGCCCGCGGGAAGGCUGGCUGACGGGCGUCUGGAUUGAGGAGGUGGUAGGGACCGUAGUUCCCACCUCCCUCCGGCCAAAGACGGGGCUCUGCCCGCUGUGUGCCCUUGGCUUCCCAGACGGAGAGGUGGCAGGCAACAUUUUAAAAAGGAAGAAGUGAAAACAAGGAACUGUAUUGCAUUGGAGGGAGGCGGGAGGGGAGAUGGGAGAAUGGUUUGGAUUUUGUGUGUGGGUUUUUUGUUUUUUUGGGGUUUUUUUUUUUUUGGUAGUUGUCUGUAACUUUCCUUAAGUGCUUCUUCUUUUUUUUUUUUAAUUUUUUUUUUUUAAGUAAGCUGCAGGCUUUGGCUUGGAAAACCCCAGGGGGAUGGGGGGCAGAAACCUGAGGCUGCUGCCCCUUUAUCUGCCUCUAUGGUACUGUCCCCUUCCCCCCUAGCCUCUCCCUGACCCCAGGAGCCAGGCCUCAGACCUUCCAGCUAACCGCUUCCCAUGAGCCACUAUUCUGAUGUCAGCCUAUAACCAAAGGAGCUGGGGGGUCCGGGCCUGGUGACCAGCCCUUCUCAGCCCACUCAAUCAGGGUGCUCCCCACCUGCAGGCAGGAGGCAACACCCUAUCUGCUACCAUCAGCCCCUUCCAGAGCCCACUGCCCCGCCCCGCCCUGUCCAGCCCAGCCGUACCCUGCUCUGCCCCAUGUGGGGGUGCUCUGCUCAGGGAUGGGCCGGCAGGGCUGCCCCAGCCUCCCUGGCAAGCAGAGACUCUGGAAACCUCUGGGGUCCUGUUUUCUGGCCGUGCGAUCCCAGGGGUGCACACGGGCCCCUUGGGUGUCUGAACAGAAGGGCAUGGGAGGGAGGGCCGCACCCCUGCAGUCCUGCUCUGCUGGUUUAGCGGGCAGCUGCCUACCGCACCCCACCCCGCACCGCGGGCUCCUGAGUCGGCAGAUUAAGCAUUUUAUAAAUUGUAUUUUAAAUACAUGUUUUAAACUUGUCAGAGCUUUGUCCUCAUUCCGGUCCCUGGCCUCCUACCCUCGCUGUGCCUGCCUGUUACACCGCCUGCGGAGUCACCCUGCUCAGUCCCUGGGAGCGCUCGCUCUUUGUCGGAGAAACAGGCCCAGGGUGGUAUGUGGGUUGGGGGGCAAAGACCCACACACCCUUAGGUUCCAAGAGAAGGGCCUCCAUGGGUCCUGGGGCUGUUAGUGAGAGCAUGGCUGACACCCCUCCUGCCCUCCUGCAGGGUCUGGCUGCCCCUUGCAGGGUCCCCAGGUACUUCCCUGAGAUUCACCGCUCCCCUCGAGCAGGUGGGGAGAGAUGCUUCCCGUCCUUGUGGGGAUCCUAGUCCAAAGAGGGAGACACUCCUCUGCGGAGAGUUUCAGCUCCAUGCUUCGAGAGUAUGUAUGAGGUCAAGACUUUGCACCCUGGGUCCCUCUAGCAGGAGCCCUAACCCUGGGCAUGGUUCUGACGUGUCUCGGUUCAGGGUUUCCCAAGCCUGUGGGAGGCCAGGGCCCUGCACGCCAAGAGCCGAGUGGAGGGAUGAAAGCCUGCGGGCCUUCCCAGGUGCCAGACAGAGGCUGAGGUUCUCAGUAUUUAUUGGCUUACCAGGCCACAAAAGCAAAAUUCAGCAGCGGUACCUGCCUGAUGACCUGUCCGUCUGCAGGCCUUGCACGGCAGCCCAAGGUCAGGACUCCAUGGGUCAGCGGGUUCGAGCUGGCACAGAGCUGAGCCACUUCCGGCUCUCAGAGCUGUGUUCCCUAGAGGGAGAGGUGAGCAAGGCGGGAGGAAAUGUGCCAUCCCCACGUCCCAGGGGGAGGAGGCCUUCCCUGGGAACUGUGGGAGCUAAGCAGUUGGGCUCAGGGGCCUGAUUGCAGGUCCAGACUUCAUUUACCCCCAGAGUGCCUAGAAGGGGACCGACGGGGAAAGCUUCCCUCCACCCAGCAGUCCCUGUUUCCUACUGUUCCUAACACAGGAGUCAGACUGGAGCAAAGGACUUGAGCGCUUAAACCCCCUCCCUGUAUGGGAAAGGCAGGCGAUGCCAGCCUAAGAGAAAGACGGUCUGUGCCCGAGUCUGGGCACAGGAAGGCACAGGCGCCAUGACCCACCAUCGACGUGGCACACCCCCUCAACAGAGGUCACUUGCUCACUGCUUCCAUCCUUUUCCCCUUUUCCUCCCUGGAGCAGCAGUAUCCCAGGGAUCAUCUCUUGGAAGGCUGGGCUCCCCUUGGGUUAGGCGAGGGCCUCAUAGAGGAGGAGGAGGUGGGUGGGCCUGGGCUGGAGACCUACCUGUUUCCUUGAAGUCCUGACUGCAAGAAAAGGCCCCGGAGGUCAGGGCCCAGGCUGGUGGGGGCACCCUGGUCUGGCAGGAAGUGGCUGCCCUGCUUCCAUGGGACAGCGUUCUUGUCCCGCCGCAGAUAGAGCGGGACACAGGGCGCCUGGGCGUAGGGGCUCUGCAGAUUGGCAGCUGCAAGGGAGGAGGGGGGAGUGCUUCAGAGCGCGCCCAGCAGAAACCCCAGCUUUGCCACAUAACGAGCUGGGUGGGUUUGGGCAAAUCGCUAACCUCUCUGAGCCUCUGUGUGAGCUGGAGGUGAUUGCGGCGCCCACCUCCUGAAGCUGAUUAAAGGGGUAACACAUGCGGGGCCCCCCUGCUAAGUUCUGAGCACAGUGUGAGGGCAGGCUAAUGACAGCUUGCCCAGGACGACGUGUCUUUUGUGACCGUCCUGGCGGUCUGGCUGGUACACCAGAGAGACUCUGGAGAGCUCCUGGCCCCUCGCUCGGCGCACAAUAGGAAUCUAGCCAGUGGCCGCUGCUGUCAUGGGGCGGCAGCCUUGCCCAGUGAAAAGGGCACAGGUUUUGGAGUCAGACCUGGGUGUAAACUGCUUUCUGACACGCGCUAGUUGUGGGGCCUUGGACAAGCUGCUUAAACUCCUUGAGUGUCACUUUCUCUUCUGUAAGGUGGGGUACACACGUGAGAGUGGGGGUUAAAUUCCAGCGCGUGUACGAAGCCCCCGGCCUGGGGAGUGACCCUAGUGGGUGUGCAGUGAAUGGUGACCUGAGAUGACUAACCACCCUCCAUUCUCGGCCGAGGCUCCUGGGACCAACGUGUGCUCAGGAUUGAGGCCCGGGGGACAAGUGCAGAGGGCCCCGUCAGAGCUGGGGGUGGAGGACUGACUUUCAGCCCAAUGACUGCCGCUCACAGGCCCAGCGUGGGAAGCCGUGUCUCGCAGACGAGGUGCGGCUGCAGGGGCCCAGGGGACGGGGCCAGGUGGGCAGGAGAGCCGAGAACCCACCGGCCCUGGGCCCUCACCAUAGUUCUGCUGCUUCAGCCGGCUCAGGAUCCUGAGGACCCUUCGUUCCGGGACUUCCAAGGCGUCUGGCUGGUGGGGGCUGCAGGGAAGCUUCUUCCGGGACCGCAGCCAGCCCACGGCCGACUCCAUCUCUUGGGCCUUACAGAUGCCUUCCUUAAGCUUCUUCUGGUAAUAGCUGGGGAGGCAGGGUCCGCCCCGCUCAGCCUGGCGGCAUUUAAUUCACCCUCCUCCCCACUCGCUCUUUCUGAGCCCCUGUUCCCUAUGGCCAGCUCUGCGGCAGGGACACAAGCCUGGGAGUUGGGAGACCUGGGUUUCAGUCUCUGUUCUGCCAUUCACUUCCCGUGACUGUGGGUGAGUCACUGCCUUGCUUUGGGCUCCAGUCACCCCUAAAGGGAAAUGGCUUUCUCUACCCUGUCCCUGCAAGCCACUUGACUUCUCUGGGCCUUCAGGUGUCCCCUGGGUAAAACAGAUUGGUUUUCAUGUUCUAGGAUUAAAUAACAAGGCCCCUCAGGGACUCAAGCAAAUCGGCCCACGGAAACAGCUCUGGUAAAUGUUACUGUGAUUUCUGUCACAUAUUUUUGCCGAGCCAUACAAGUGCUCUGCAAGGCAGCCGUGCUCAUCAGGCUGCAGUUUCAUUUGCGUUUUAUUUUCUUGACUCAUUGCCGCCUGCCUGCCCCCUUGACUGCAGCACUGCUCAUUCACUCAGUAAACAUUCAGUGCGUGUUUACUGCAUGCCGGCUGCUCAUCUAAGUGCUUGGGGAAAGCAGCGCAAGAGAGCUCCACGUAGGUCCCCUGCCUCCUGGUCUCUCAGCCCCUCCCUCACUCCGGCCACCGCUGCAGUGACCACUUCCACACGGACUUUGAGCAGCUUGGCACAGGGACGGUCUGACAUGGCCUCACCUCAGAAGCCUCUCGCCUGGAGAUUCUCCGACACAUAAGCAUCCCAGAAGUCCAGGGGAAUUAAACCACUGUGGGCUCUACCCUUGACCAAAGGAGCUAGCAACUGAGGCACACAGGUUUCUUUUGUUCUGACAGAAUGCUGAGCCACCAUUCAGUCUCCUCAGAAGAUCCUGGGGGUGGUUGACUCAGUGACACAUGCUUGCAUUGGCUCCUUCUUUGUUCACAUUCCCUCUAUCACUCUCCUCGCUGGGUUCACCUUCUAAAAUCAACCACCUAGGCACACACCUAGUGGGAGAGUCAGACCGUGAACAAAUAAAUACACCACCAUGUCAGUAGUGAUGGGUAUUCUACGAGUGAGUAAAAGCUGGAUAGUGGGGUAGGGAGGAAGGGCUGUUUUUGCUUGCAGUGCUCAGUACAAGUUUCAGGUGGUGAUGUUUAAGCAGAAUGAGGGGAGGAAGCAAGUCAAAUGGAUGUCUCUGGAGAAACAGUCUUCCAAGCAGAGAGAAUGGCAUGUGGGAAGGCCAUGAGGUGAGAAAGGCAGGGAGGCGAGAGGGGAUAGAGCCUGCUGUGUGAAAGGGGGAAACGUGGGCAGCAAGAUGGCAGAGCCAGACCACCAGGGCUUUGAGGCAGUGGUGAGGGCUGGUCUUGGGAAACCCUAAGACUUAAGUUGCUAGUUCUGCUGGGGCCUCUGCUAAUCUCUGGGGCCUGGAAUUUGGGGUCUUAAUGAGCUUUACACACAGAACAUAGAAAAUGAAUACUGGAGCCCCCACGUGAAAGUUGGAUCUGGACCCCUAUUUAAAAGUAGGAUCUGAAAAGGCAAUGUGUUGAGUGAAAAGAUGAAUGAGAAAAUAACCAAACCCCACAAGGGCCAAAAGGACCUGAGCAAAGUGCGUACAACUUUCUUGGUCACAAUUUUAAAGGAAAUUGCUUGCUCUCCACUUCCUCUCUCCCUUUUCCAAAGACUUGAAUUAAGAUGUGUUGCUGGUAAAUUGGCUUAGGAUUGACUUAGGGAAUGGUGGAACAGUAAGUUAGAAAGAAAAUAUACAUUGUGUGCUGGGCAGCCUUGUCUUCCUGCCUGCUUCUCCUGGACUGUCAAUAUAAGAGAGAAAUAAACUAUCUUGUCUGAA
Suricata suricatta (meerkat) is the source of this 7841-nucleotide messenger RNA. It is a transcript of the gene SZRD1, whose product is annotated as SUZ RNA binding domain containing 1. NCBI's taxonomy places the organism in Eukaryota, Metazoa, Chordata, Mammalia, Carnivora, Herpestidae. Bases 42 to 500 code for a protein of 152 amino acids. The record is from RefSeq and is a predicted model, not a curated record. The transcript is spliced from 4 exons.